Aspergillus fumigatus Af293 is the source of this 843-nucleotide messenger RNA. RefSeq lists its product as uncharacterized. NCBI's taxonomy places the organism in Eukaryota, Fungi, Ascomycota, Eurotiomycetes, Eurotiales, Aspergillaceae. The transcript is spliced from 2 exons. The coding region runs from base 1 to 843 and encodes 280 amino acids. The record is from RefSeq and is a predicted model, not a curated record.
AUGCGCUAUGGCGGCGUAGGCCUCCAUCAAGCGCGAGUCAUAGCUAUCGACCCGGUCAUGAUCCAGACAUGGGCCAAGUUCCUUCUCGCCAUCGCAUUCAUCUACAUCUUCAGCGUGAUUCUCCCCAAACUCGCCGUGCUGAGCCUGUACAUCUCUAUCUUCAAUCGACACCGCGCCUCCCGCAUUACCUGCUACGUCACCGGCUUCCUGAUGAUCGGCAACUGCAUCGGCUGUGCGGCGGCGGGCUUUGCAGUCUGCACGCCUCUCCGGAAGCUAUGGGACCCGCAGGUGGACGGGCACUGCGUCAAUAUCAAUGCGUGGUUCCGCUACUCGCGGAUCGUGAAUAUCGUCUCGGAUGUUAUCAUGCUCGUCCUGCCUAUCCCGCACGUGAUCCGGUUGCAGUCAACCAUGCGGUUGAAGAUUGGUUUGUUGAUCACAUUUUUGUUGGGGAGUGUGGGCCUCAUCGCCGGCCUGAUUGCCCUCUUUACGUUCAGUACUACCGAUGCCGUCACAGACAACACCUGGAACGCGGCAUUAUUGAUCAUCUGGACCCUCGUCGAGGUGGGAAUGUAUCUUAUUGCUGCGUGCUUGAUCUCGUAUCAGCCGCUUGCUAAGUUUAUCUGGAGAAAUACUUGGCGUCGACGACGAGGGCAGAAGAACAGUGCUCAGGACAAAGAACAUAGCCAUGUGUGGGUCCGGGCGAAUAGUAUGCCUAGUCAGAAUCAUAGUACGAGGGGAAAGACCGAAGAAGAGUACUUGGAGCUGAUGACCAGGGAGCGCUCGGACAGGGGGUCGUCUAUCUCCGGGGGGAUUAUGAUUGAGCGCCAGGUAACGAUGGACUGA